This is a messenger RNA of Prunus dulcis (almond), 812 nucleotides long. Its product is annotated as UPF0098 protein CPn_0877/CP_0992/CPj0877/CpB0906. The coding region runs from base 116 to 619 and encodes 167 amino acids. The transcript has 2 exons. Lineage: Eukaryota; Viridiplantae; Streptophyta; Magnoliopsida; Rosales; Rosaceae. The record is from RefSeq and is a predicted model, not a curated record.
GUCUAACAUUAGUGCACCGCAAAAGACCAGAUCCCUAUAAACAAUUGUGACAUAAAAAUAGCAUAUAAAUUAUUCUCAUUAUCAACAAGCACGUGUGCGCAAAAGCUUAGAGGCUAUGGCUUCCAGUGAAGAGUUCAGAUUGGUAUUACCAGGCAUAGACCACGAAGGAAGGCUGCCCAGAAAAUACACAGGAGAAGGCCAAGGGGCAAAUAAGAACAUAUCUCCACCAAUAGAAUGGUACAACGUGCCGCAGGGGACCAAGAGCCUCGCCCUGGUUGUACAAGACAUUGAUGCACCCGACCCGAAUGGCCCGAUCGUGCCGUGGACCCACUGGGUGGUGGUGAACAUCCCACCGACUGUGAAGAAGCUGCCAGAGGGGUUCACUGGGAAAGAGGAGGAGGUGGGGGGUGAUUAUGGUGGGAUCAAAGAAGGGAACAAUGACUGGAAGGUGCCUGGGUGGCGAGGGCCGAAAUUGCCUAAUCAUGGCCAUAGGUUCGAGUUCAAGCUCUAUGCUUUGGAUGAUGAACUGCACUUUGGUCACAAGGUGACGAAGGAGAAGGUUUUAGAAGCAAUUCAAGGGCAUGUGUUGGGAGAAGCCGUCUUGAUGGCCAUUUUCUGAUGUUAAUUAGUAUUUUUAGUUGUUUGGAUGUUGUAUUGCGACUUGUAGCUAGGUCAUGUACUUUUUUUUUUUUUUUUUUAAAUUAUGAAUCAAUGAAACAUUUCACAACUUCAUUUAUGCAAGUUGGUCAAGCUUCACGCCAUUAUUAAAACAUUUGUAGCUUAAAUGACCGUUUGGCAUUGAUUUAUUAGAA